Messenger RNA from Diaporthe batatas, 1188 nucleotides. RefSeq lists its product as uncharacterized. The record is from RefSeq and is a predicted model, not a curated record. The transcript has a single exon. NCBI's taxonomy places the organism in Eukaryota, Fungi, Ascomycota, Sordariomycetes, Diaporthales, Diaporthaceae. Bases 1 to 1188 code for a protein of 395 amino acids.
AUGGCAUCAGUACCUGCUACGACAUUUCCUCGUUUCCUCGACCUCCCUUACGAGUUACGCUGGGACAUCUACGCGUACUGUCUUCCCGUCCGCGUCGUCGACAGCAGAAUUAUCCCUGAAGUCAUUUGGCCCAACCUACCAUCGGGUCUCGACCACAAAAAGCUAGAGCCGGCCUUGCGAUACAUUGUGAGCAAGUACACUAGGAUGCCCGUCAUUUCCAGGGCCAUUCCAGAAGUGUUUCGCAAGAUCCGGAAGCAUGCCGUGCGCCCACGACUGGGCCAGAGGGCCUGGAACUGGAUUGACUAUAUCGGUGAGAACAAGUACUCUUACCAGGACCCGAGGCCGAUUCUCUUUGACCCGAAGUUUGACAUCCUUUACUUUGCGCCUCGCGAUGUCGACGACGACCGGUCUACGCUUGACAGGAGCCCGUGCCGGCUUGCGAAGAGCCCAGACACAAUCGUAGCCCUCGACGCAUGGACGAUAGAAACUUUUGCCCACACCGCUUCCACCAUGGACUACUGUUUUCUUGGCAGAAAGCACUGCAUCAUCAUCCUCAGCGAGACGAGGCUCAUCAAGCCGAUGGAAUACAUCGUCUCAUGCGGCCUCUUCGGCCUCUUCGGCGAGGAACGAACAGUCCUCGUGGACGUCGAUGACCUCGAGCUCAUCGACUACUACGAUAGGAAGCUCAACGACCAGGAUAUCCACCCCCGCAAGUGGGACGAAGGGGUCAUCCCGCCCAGGCUCGGGGGCAUCAGGCGGUACAGCUCACACGGCACCGUGGAUCCCAUGAGGGCAUGGGACGAGGACUCGCCGGUCGUGAGCGCCCAGGACCGAGCCCAGCUCGUCGAACAGGACAAGAAGGAGGUGCUGCGCCGGCUGAAACUGGCCUGGCUGGGGGAGAACGGGUGCUGGGACCACCCGGCCGAGGAGAAUCCCAACUUCGUGCCGCACGAGCGCCGCGAAGACCUCCCGCCGCGCUGGGACAGGGUCUUUGACGAGGAGCACCCGGCCGCCAAGCUCUGGCUGGACAAGCUGCCGGCGUUCUCCUUUGCCGUGCGGCUGCACGCGCAGGACCUCGAAGAAUGCAGGCGGAUUUGGAUGGCUGAUAUAUCUUGGAGUUCGUACAAUAAGCCACAGCCGGCCAGAAGGGCUCCGGGUCGGGGGAGACGUCGCAGAUUGCGGGGUUGA